Argiope bruennichi is the source of this 1162-nucleotide messenger RNA. RefSeq names its product retinaldehyde-binding protein 1-like. Gene Ontology annotation, molecular function: phosphatidylinositol bisphosphate binding. NCBI's taxonomy places the organism in Eukaryota, Metazoa, Arthropoda, Arachnida, Araneae, Araneidae. The coding region runs from base 174 to 1055 and encodes 293 amino acids. Gene Ontology annotation, cellular component: membrane. The record is from RefSeq and is a predicted model, not a curated record. The transcript has 6 exons.
AACUUCACACACAUGCAGUUGAUAAAAGCGAACAUCGAUUUUUCUUUUUUUUCAAUCUCUUAGUGAUAAGAAAGAUUUAUUUAAUUUAAGCAAAACAAAUAUUCAGGAGACUCAGAAACUGCGCUAAUACAUGACACUUCAGUUGAUGAAAUAAAAAUUGUUUUUUGUAAAUAAUGUCCAAUCCGAUUUCAAAUGGACCAGAGCAGCGUGGGAAGACCCUUCCUUUCCAGAUGGAUCAUCUUCCAGAAUAUUUCCAGAAAAAGAGUGAAAUAGAAUUGAAUGAGAAACCUGAAAAUAAAAGUGAAAAGUUACAAGAAUUAAAAACGCUGAUAGCUGGAGACCCAGCAACGAAUGACUUUGAUUUCGAAAAAGAUCUGUUGGUUCAGUACUUAAGGCACAGCAAAUACGACGUCCAGAGGGCUUUCAAACAUAUUCAGAAUUACGUGGCUUUGAGAAGUGUCAACAGCCAUUUAUUUCAAAGCAUUCCGGAUGAAUACUUCCAUUGCACAAACUCAGUUGAAUUUAUUCUGCCACUUCCGGAAAGGAGCCCUGAGGGAUGCACGAUCAUUGUGACUCAAACAGGUAAAUGGAAUCCAGACGAAAUGGUCUAUGAAGAUCUUGUGCGAUUAUCUAUGAUGACUUAUUGUCAACUGAUGCGCGAUCCGAUGACUCAGAUAAAUGGAUUCAAAGUCAUUCACGAUUUCAAAGACACGAAGUGGGAGCACUACAAAUACUGCACUCCGCGGAAUUUGAGAUUCCUCUUCCACGCAACCAUAGACUGUUUUCCAGCAAGAUAUAAAGAAAUUCACUUCAUUAAUGAGUCGUUCGUCAUGAGAAUCGUGUGGAGUAUCAUCAAGAGAUUUUUGUCGGCGAAGAUAAGAAGUAGGGUGUUUCUUCACUCCAGUACAAAAGAAUUACUCGAAUAUUUCCCGCGCUCUUUGCUACCUGUUGAAUAUGGUGGAGAUCUUCAACUGAAUAGCAUGAAGGAGUGGUCCAGAAAAGCUAAUAAAAAUCAAGAAACAAAUACCAUAAAAGGGCAACCAAACUUUUAUUAGAUUCUACUUUUAUAUUAUUUGUUACUAAUUUCUUUACUAUUUAUAGUGUUUGUUAUAAACUUUGUUGCAAAAUAAAUUUGUUAUAAUUGUUUUUGACUAUUUUUAAA